Xenopus tropicalis (tropical clawed frog) is the source of this 2175-nucleotide messenger RNA. RefSeq names its product surfactant, pulmonary-associated protein B (gene sftpb). The record is from RefSeq and is a predicted model, not a curated record. The transcript has 11 exons. Gene Ontology annotation, biological process: sphingolipid metabolic process; lipid metabolic process. The coding region runs from base 907 to 2082 and encodes 391 amino acids. Lineage: Eukaryota; Metazoa; Chordata; Amphibia; Anura; Pipidae. Gene Ontology annotation, cellular component: extracellular region; lysosome; cytoplasm.
CUCAAAUAUGGGAUGCUGGGAAUCAUGGCCUGGAGGAUAGGAUGCGGGAAAUCAUCAGGACAUGUGGAAUUGUUGUCUUGAGUAUAUGAUUCUGGAAAUCAUGGCCUUGUGUACAGGAAUCUUGAGGAAUGUUGGAUAGGAUGUUGGGAAUCAUGACCUUAAGAAGAGGAUACUGGAAACCAUGGCCAUGAGAAUAGGACACUGGGAAUUAUUAUGGCCUUGGGGGCAGGAUGUGGGGAGAACAUAGGAGCAACCAGGCAACAGAGGCCCUGACACCUUUUAAUAGGAACUGAAGGCCGACUUUCUAAAACAUAAUCAUAAACAUGAAAAAAUAGAAGUCUGUUAUCCCAAUGGCUUGGUACAAAGGAAUGCAUUGUGUGGCCGCAGAAUCAGAUUGUUAGCUCAGCAGCCCAGACACAGACUACACCAAGCACUGAUAUGUUGCUGUUAUUUCCGGCACUGAGGGGUUAGCCCGGCUGUUUGUGCAAUAUACAUUAUGUGCAGAACAGAAGUAUUUACAGAACACUCCAUAUAACUGAGUGGCCUUCUUGCCUAAUACUAAAGUGGGCUCUUUAGAUAAUAAUUUCAGAAGCACUGGGAAAUGGGAGCGGUGGGGGAACAGCAGAAAUAUACAGUAAGUGCCCCUGGCAUGGCAGGGGAUAAAGGAGCUCUAAGGGUAAAUGACGGAGCUGAUAGAACUGUGCGGCAGGCAGAGACCGUGCAGCAGAAGCAGACAGAUUGUAGUGUGUGCACUUCAGGUGUGUAAGCAUUGCCCUCUCAGCCGGCUCAGCCCAGUGCAAGUAUUGGGACACUUCUGGGAAAGCCUUUCUACACCAACAGCCCCCACCCCAAAUCAUUUGUAUAUAUUGCCAACACCUCAGAGACCCUUCUCACUACACAACAGAGAUGGAAGGAACACGCCUGGUCUGGCUCCUCACCCUGAGUGCCGCUGCAGUUCUGUCUGGGAAGGUCCCAGUAAAGGACGACUGCGCCCAGGGCCCAGAGUUCUGGUGUCAGAACCUGAUGACGGCAGCUCAAUGUGGAGCAGUGGAUCACUGCAAGCAAAAUGCCUGGUUAGGAACAGAUGUGCUGUGUGUGCAGUGUAAGCAGAUUGUGAACAUCCUGCUGGACAUGGUGAAGGCAUCCCCCAUCCAGGACACCAUUAAGAAUUUCUUACACAAGCAGUGUUCCCACCUUCCCGUGGUUCCUCUCAUUGCUCAGUGCAACCUGCUGGUGGAUCAAUAUGAAACUAUGAUGGUCACUGUCUUGGAAAAACAAGUGAACCCUGAAGCUCUCUGUUCCUCCCUGAGACUUUGCAGCUCUGACCAAGCUGAAUUCUGGAAUAGUGAGCUGCUACAGGAAAAAUUAUUCCCUUUAAUUCAGGAGCAUCUGUACAACGCACAUGUAAAAGCAACACAGGGGGAGAGUGAAGGCGCAGAUUUGCCAAUCCCAAAGCCCAUGUGCUGGAUGUGCAAGUCCUUUAUGAGCCAAUUAGAGGCAGUCAUCCCAAAGACGGUCAUUGCCAAAGCAGCCACCAAACUGUGCCUGAUCCUUCCAGCCUCAAUAGCAGGUGUCUGCCAGUGUUUGGUGGAGAAAUACACAAUUAUUUUACUAGAUAUAGUACUGGAGAAGCUGGGACCACAGCUGCUGUGCAAACUGCUGUUCAUGUGUGCCACAGAUGAGAACUGUGAGGCAGGUUUAACAGUGAUACCAGUUCUGGAUGCUGAUUUUACCUGUGACACGUGCCUGGCCGUUACCUCUGCAAUCAAACCCACCAUAAGGCAGAACAUGACCCAGGCAGAGGUAGAGGCCGCAGUUCUGAAAGCCCACGGAGAGCCUGGCAUGGCAUGGAAAGAGAUCCAGACUUUCCUUAAGAACCAUCACACAGAACUGUCCCUCCUCCUGCACAAGCAGUGGGACCACAGGAUGACGUGCCAGGCAUUGGGGGCUUGCCCAGCUCCUGCUAAUGCAGCCCCACAGCAUUCUGGGUGCGCUGUGGGACAGUCUUAUUGGUGUCGAAACCUGGAAACAGCUAAAGAGUGUGGGGCCAUCAGUCACUGUCUGACCCACGUGUGGCACUAAAGUUUUCUUCUGAUCUUCUUUUCCUCAGUCCCCACCCCCUGUCUUUUAGCUAUCAAGCUUCUUUUUACAUCAAUAAAUAUGUUAUGAAUCAAA